Messenger RNA from Poecilia latipinna (sailfin molly), 4703 nucleotides. RefSeq names its product neuronal PAS domain protein 3 (gene npas3). The transcript is spliced from 7 exons. The record is from RefSeq and is a predicted model, not a curated record. Bases 8 to 2518 code for a protein of 836 amino acids. Gene Ontology annotation, molecular function: DNA-binding transcription factor activity, RNA polymerase II-specific; RNA polymerase II transcription regulatory region sequence-specific DNA binding; protein binding. Gene Ontology annotation, biological process: regulation of transcription by RNA polymerase II. Lineage: Eukaryota; Metazoa; Chordata; Actinopteri; Cyprinodontiformes; Poeciliidae.
UGGACAAAUGGCAACAUCUGGAUUAUUUGUUGUUUUGCAGGUGGAGCUAACAGGAAGCAGUGUGUUUGACUACGUCCACCCUGGUGACCACGUGGAGAUGGCAGAGCAGCUGGGCAUGAAGCUUCCUCCGGGCAGAGGCAUGUCUCUGUCCCAGGGAGCGGUCAGUGAAGACGGAGCGUCCUCAGCGUCAUCAUCCUCGCACUCUGAGACGCCUGAACCAGUAGAGUCCAGCAGUCCCAGCCUCCUGUCUCCUGAUAACUCUCUGGAACGAUCCUUCUUCAUCCGGAUGAAGUCCACUCUAACAAAGAGAGGUGUGCACAUCAAGUCCUCAGGAUAUAAAGUGAUCCACAUCACAGGGCGUCUGCGGAUCAGGAUGGCUCUGACGCACAGCCGCUCGGUGCCUAAUCAGAUCAUGGGAAUGGUGGUGGUAGCUCAUGCCCUCCCACCGCCCACAAUUAAUGAGGUUCGCAUCGACUGCCAAAUGUUUGUCACCAGAGUCAACAUGGAUCUCAAGAUCGUCUACUGUGAGAACAGAAUCAGUGAUUACAUGGAUCUGACCCCCGUGGACAUUGUAGGAAAGAGGUGCUACCAGUUCAUUCACGCGGAAGACGUAGAGGGGAUCAGACAGAGUCACCUGGACUUGAUGAAUAAAGGUCAGUGUGUGACAAAAUAUUAUCGGUGGAUCCAGAAGAACGGUGGUUACAUCUGGAUCCAGUCCAGUGCCACCAUUGCUAUUAAUGCCAAGAAUUCCAGCGAGAAGAACAUCAUUUGGGUCAACUACGUCCUCAGUAAUCCUGAGUAUAAAGACACACCCAUUGACAUUGCCCAAUUGCCAAAUCUUCCAGAGAAAGCGUCUGAGUCCUCCGAAACCUCCGACUCUGAGUCUGAGUCCAAAGAGAACUCAGACAAUGAAAAUACCAAGUCUGAGGGAAAGCCAGGCCACCAAGCAGAACACAGAGAGGAUCCAGAAACAGACAGCAAACGUCAGCAGCAACCAGGCCAAUCACAUUGCUCAUCCGAGGAAAUGAAGAACCAUGAUGACGGAGACAGUUCAAGUAACCCUGAAAGUCAGGACAGUGAUGACAGCCUGGAGCCCUCAGAUGGGGAGCAGGAACAGGAGCAGGAGGUGGUCCGAGGAGAGGGGGGAGGACUGGAAGGCAGAUUGGGAAGAUUAGCUGGACUGGGAGCGCUGGAGGGACUCAACACCAUCAGUGGACUGGGUAGUUUGGGAGGGCUCCAUAUUAAGGUAGAGCACUAUGGAGAAGGAGAAGAAGAACUCCACAACUCACAAAUGUCUUCAUCAGAGGACGACGAAGAAGAGGAAGAUGAGGACAUUGAUGAGGUCGCUGAUGUAGGAGUACAAAAAUGUGAUGAUGCCAGUGCUGGCAGCAAGCUCCAGAAAAGGCGGAAAAGGAGAAAAGUGCAAAAAUGGGAUGGAACACGAAGCAGGAGGCUUUGUCUGUCCACAACUCCCCCCAGCCCAGCAGCAAUAGGCGACUCUACACCACAGGCCAAUCCCUCAGGGGCCACCUCCAUCACUCCCACACCGCUUCUAACUUCGUCCAACUCCCCAAACAGCACAGGAACCACAUCCUCUGUUCUUAAAAUCAAGACAGAGAUGGCAGAGCCUAUAAACUUUGACAAUGACAGCAGCAUCUGGAACUACCCACCCAACAGAGAGAUUUCCAGAAAUGAGUCUCCAUAUAGCAUGACCUCCAAGCCUCCUGCUGCAGGGAGUCAGGAGACAUUCCCUUCCCCACAGGGUGGCUCUCUACAGGUAGCCAUCCCUGACUCAGUCCUCACCCCUCCUGGACCCGAAGGGGCAGCAGGUGGGGUGAGAAAGCCUCCAUACAACGGAAACGCCGCCUCCUCCUCUUCUUCCACUGCUACGAGUUUAGCUCCUCCUUCCAACACUUCCUCCACUGACCCCCUUUCCCCUCCACUCUCUGCAUCCCCCCGGGACAAACAACAAGGUACUCCUACAACAUCCUCAAACUCUUCCUCAUCCUCCUCUUCAACUUCAAGCUCUUCUUCACUGCUGUAUUCUGGGGAUCUUGAAGCACUUCAGCGCUUGCAGGCUGGUAAUGUGGUCCUUCCGCUGGUUCACCGUGUCACGGGAACUCUGUCUUCUACCAGCACCACAACACCUCGUGUCUACACCACUGGGACCAUAAGGUACGCGCCAGCAGACGUCACUUUGGCCAUGGCACAAGGGAACCUCCUUCCCAAUGCUGCCAUGAACUUUGUGGAGAGCUCAGGGUUUGGUCUGGACCCUAAGACGCCUAUGGAGAUGCUCUAUCAUCAUGUCCACAGGCUAAACAUGUCUGCUGCAGCAGCUGCAGGCCCUUUUGUUGGAUCCCCAGCACCCACAGUUGGGAAUGGCAGCCUGGGUGGCCAGAUGUCAGCGACAGCUAACGUUUUCACCACAGCGGAGGGACUUUUCUCAACGCUACCGUUCCCCGUGUACAGCAACGGGAUCCACACUACGCAGACAACUCUGGAAAGAAAGGAGGAUUAAUGAAAUACAUCCAAGACCGCAUUACUGUGUUUAAAAAAUCAACAACUGUUUCUAACUCAAAGACUACUCAGUAGUAAAAAAUAGUAAGAAAGAAUUUAUCAACGUGGAGCAGCACUGUGUUUCCAAGAUGGAACAAAAGACAGGAACUGUCAAACGUACUCUUGCACUUUGAGCAAUUGAGGUUGUGAAAGACAUGGGUGGCCCUCACACACACACACACACAACCCUUUUCUAUUGAUUUUCUCUAUCACCAAUCUCUCUUUGCUUCCAUUUAUUGUAAUCAACAACUUUUUUUUCUUACAACAGAUGAACAAAAAAAAAGCAACGAUUCUUUACUGUAAAGAAUUCCUUUUUGCCUACAGAGAAUUCAUGUUGCCUAAGGAUUCCACUGGAGCCUGAAGGGGAUCAUUUUAUGAUAUCACUUGUUUUGGUUGCAUCUUUAUGAAGAUGUUGAUUGUGCAUACUUUCAGGAGGUUGGUGCAGGUAUUUGUGACACACUGAAAAUGCUGUGCCUCUCCUUCUUAUGUAUCUUGAUGUGAUCAAGGCUAAAGAAAAAGAGUUUUUAACCUGAGAGGAGAGGGCAGCUGUCUCAGAGAUAAUCUUUUCACAAAAGGUUUUUGCGAAUGUUUCUUGGUUGAGGGGACAGUAAUCGAUGCUUUUUCCUCUUCUAUUUCUUCCUUUUUAUGAAAUAUUCUAGCUCAGAUGUAACUUUGGAAUCAAACAUUAUACAGAAAAAGAAAAAAAAGCAAUUUCAGCCGGGUAACGACCUGUGAACUAUCGAAUGUUACUACAAGUUUCCUCAUUUAUCUGAGGAGUUUACCUACAGGUCUCAUACCAAACAUAACCUCCACUACAUCUACUCUCAUCUCAGUCUGUCGAGCUUUCGUACCUUCACUCUGCUUAUCUGACCUUUAACUUUCUGUCCACAUUUUUUCUGGUAAUUCUACAGAUUUGUGGUGCUAACAAACGUCCAGUUACCCAGAAUCAGCUGGCUGAUGUGGGUACUGUAAAUUCGGCCCUCCUGUCCUUCCCCCUGUUUGAUUAUUGUUCUUUUUAUUACUAACCUUCAGGAAUCUCAGAAUACACACAGCAAUGUGGAGCUGAUCACUAGAUGUUUAGGCUCUCUUCUGUUCUUUUUAUUCCUGUAUAUUUGAUAAGCGAGUCACUUUUAACUCUCAGUUAGACUGAGGCUAAAUACUUAACAUUGCUAACUUAAAAAAUGAAUGUUGACAACCUUGACAGGAUCUUGUUUUCCUGUUAUUUUGUUUGUUUUUGCUGUUCUCCUUUUCUUCCUGAACCAGAAUCACCUCCACAACAUUUUCCUCAACAAUCCACUCUCUUCCAUCCCAUCACCAGAACCUGUGAUUAAAAACUACAUAUCAACAAGGAGAUUGUAAUAAAGACAUGCAUUUUCAAUCAAUCUGUCAAACAAUCAAUGUACAACAGGAGUAAAGUGGGAUUUCCUUUAUUUAGAUGAACAAAAAAAGAGAAAAUCCCUCUUCUUUAAAAAAAAAAAAAGCUUUGUUUUUGCUCUGGUUGUGUCCUCCUUCCCCCAGCCUCUUUUGCCAAAAAAAAAAAAAGAAAUGCUAAGUUCACACAUUUGGUGUUUUAAAAGCACUGUGAUCCUUGCUCAUUUGUAAUUUUCCUCUACUUUUUUGGUAAAAAGAGAAAAAAAAACAUACUAAGUAAUAAAUCAAACUGUAAUAAGCUAUCACAGUGUCAAUCUUUUGAAAGUUGACAGCCCUGUCUUUACCAUCCCGUCAUCUUAUUACCCCGUGUGAUUAAGCCGUAAAAACGUGUUACCGAUGUGUUUAGUGUCACUGGCUGUCAAAACGUCUUUCAUGGCAACUUCUCUGUGUGUGUGUUGACUAUAUGCAGUAUAUACUGAGCUACUGUAGCUGUUUUUGUCCUUUGUCUUCUCUGUGCUCUAUCUCUAGUGUGGCGAAGGAGAGGAAGUGGCGUCAGAGGGAAAAAACUGUCAGCUGGAUGAAUUCUAAUCUAAACUCUGCGUCUCUGCUUCCUCCUCCUUCUCCUCCGUUUCCCUCUAUCUGCCGUCUUAGUGAAACCAGUGGAGGUUGUGGAAUUUCGUGUUUGGUGGCCUUUGCAAAAAAGAAAAAAAAAAACCACACCAGUAAAAAUUGGUAGAGUCCACCAUUUACUUUUUGCUGCUUCCUUUUUGUCUUUG